GCGCAGCGCCUGCGAGCGGAGGGAGUCGGUGAAGCGCAGCGGCGGUAAUGAUGCACUGAGCUGAGCCUGCCUCCUCAUUCAUACUCUCAAAACAUCUCCAUUGUGAUUCAUUCUCCCACAGUCGUCCUAUUUUCAUUGUUGGAAAAAGAAGAUUUAAUGAAAGAGAAAGAAAAGAAGAAGAAGAAGCGAGCGGCAACGUUACGGCUGUUUUUAUUCGCAUCGCAUUCUGAAUGACGGGCGGACGGUUCGACUUCGACGAUGGAGGCACUUACUGUGGCGGAUGGGAGGACGGGAAAGCCCACGGACAAGGCAUCUGCACGGGACCCAAGGGUCAAGGCGAGUACGCCGGCUCCUGGUCCCACGGCUUUGAGAUAGUUGGGGUUUACACCUGGCCCAGUGGGAACACGUACCAUGGCUACUGGUCGCAGGGUAAACGACACGGGCUGGGUGUUGAGACCAAGGGGAAAUGGCUCUAUCGUGGGGAGUGGAGUCACGGGUUCAAGGGUCGCUAUGGAGUUCGGCAGAGCAUCAAUACACCUGCAAGAUACGAUGGGACGUGGAGUAAUGGACUACAGGAUGGGUACGGGGUCGAGACCUAUGGGGAUGGUGGCACUUAUCAAGGCCAGUGGAUGGGGGGCAUGAGACACGGCUAUGGUGUGCGCCAGAGUGUGCCUUAUGGAAUAGCCACAAUUAUUCGAUCUCCGCUCCGCACCUCCCUGACCUCCCUAAGAAGUGUGCAGAGCAAUGGCACCAUACUGCAGGAUGCCGUACCGGACACACCAGUUGGUAGCCGUGGUGGCUUUGUCUUGAAUUUUCAGAGUGACACCGAAGUCGUCACCGGCAAGAAAAAGGGCCUGUUCCGCCGCGGGUCAAUUUUUGGCAGCCUCCGACAGCUACGUAAAUCAGACUCCAAAACAUCAAUCUCAAGCAAGCGGAGUUCGGCGCGAAGCGACGCCACCAUGAGCCGCAUCAGCUCCAGCGAUGCCAACUCCACAAUCAGCUAUGGAGAUGGAGAGGCGCCUGAUGAAUGCAUACUUAUGGAGGACCAUGUGGACGCCACCACCACUGAGUCCUACAUGGGCGAGUGGAAGAAUGACAAACGCAAUGGGUUUGGGGUCAGUGAGCGAUCCAACGGGUUGAAGUAUGAAGGUGAAUGGAUGAAUAACAAGAGGCAUGGAUACGGAUGCACAAUAUUUCCAGAUGGAACCAAAGAGGAGGGAAAGUAUAAGAAUAACGUAUUGGUGCGUGGGAUAAGGAAGCAGCUUAUUCCACUUAAAAACCACAAAACUAAAGAGAAGGUGGACAGGGCUGUGGAGGGGGCUCGAAGGGCAGCAGCUGUCGCCAGAACUAAAGUGGAAAUAGCAGUUUCAAGGACAGCCCAUGCUAGAACUAAGAGUGAAGCUGCAGACCAGGCCGCACUUGCAGCCUGUCAGGAAUCGGACAUUGCCAGAGCUGUGGCCCGUGAAUUAUCUCCCAGCUUCCAUCAACCAGGACUCGACUAUAUCAAACAAAAGUUCAGUGAGCCGGUGGAGGAGAUCAAAGAGGAAGCACCGAAGGAGGAGGAGAAGAAGCCUUCUGGCAGUCCUUUUUAUCGCCGUGGCACCACUCCCACUCACUCCCCUGACCAGAUCCCAACCCCAUCACCCCCUCAAUCCCCUCAGAAGAGCCAGCCCACCAACCCCAGUGUCACCCGGAAGAUAAGCAAAGACAACAGCAGUAUAGCUCGAAAGAUAAACAAGGACGGUACUAGUGUAACACGCAAGAUAAGCAAAGAAGAGAGAGCUUCAAUUGUGGCUGAGAUCACCAAAGUAACCACCUCUCCUCCUGUACCAGCCAUUAAACUGCAGGAAGUGCCCCCUCCAAAGCCCCCCAAAGCACCUGAGCCCCUGCUUAAACCUGCGAGCACAGGUAACGGACAGCUACAUACUGCUUAUCACAGUUAUUAUGUGAAACCGGUGGCAAAGAUCCAACCACCAGAGGAACCAGAGGACGAAGAGCCUGAGAUGACACAAUCUAGCCUGGCUAGAAUGCCUCCACCACCUAAAAUGGUCAGGACACCCACUCCCAAACCAGAGCCCAAGAUCAGGAAACAAGAGUCUAUUAAACCAAAGAGUUUAGCAGAAACCAAGAAAGCCAGCUUAGAGAUUGCCAUUGAAAAAGUGGAGGAAGAAAAUUGUCCUAACUCAAUUUUGGUUGCCAUGGUGAUGCUUUUGAAUAUUGGAUUGGCGAUAAUUUUUGUCCAUUUCCUGACAUGAAAGAGUACCAACUCAGUGAUGUUGGUUGGCAACCCACACAGAUGUGUCAAUGACCUUUAUGAAACCCAGACGGCACCAGGCAGUGUCCAGCAUGGCAGAGGGAGCUAAAGAAUCAACAUAUGUGAGUUUGAAACACAGAGCGUAAUCCUUGCAAAUGACUUUGUCAAAUGUCACUCUGCUCUGGCAAAAGUUGAAAAGAGGAAAAUAUUUUGGGGGGGAAAUUACAGUUAAAAAUGGAAAACAGGAGAAGAGAAUGCUCUGUAAAGUCACUCAUAUCUGCUAAUGGAAAGCCUUAAUAUCUGAUAUGUGCAGCCACUCCAUAGGCCUCUGGCUUCUGGCAGAGACUUUACUGGAAAUGUUUGAUGAUGCAGUUUUACUUGAUGGGCAAGAACAGCUGCCUUACUCAUUUACCAUCUGACGUGUAACUGGGAGAUGCACAUACAGUGCCAGAGGAAUGCGUUCAUGGGACUUUGUCGCAGUGGGCAGGCGCUCUUGGCCAGAGGAAACCAAACGCGCCCACCAGUGUCACUAAUCCGUCUUACACCCUGUACUAACCCACCACAGUUUCUUCUAGCAUCUCCUGCAUUCUUCUCAGAAGCUCUUGAGUUGAUGCUCCCUGUACUGUACUCAUCACGUUUUUUUGUUUUGUUUUGUUUUUUUCGUGUACUGUUCUUUCUUUCAUUUAUGUUUGUUAAACUCAAUCACAAUUGUGUUUGAAUUAAACCUAGAUAUACCUGUCGCGAGUCCCACUUUUUUGUGAGUUUUGCUAUCAAGGUAUAGUUUUCAAAAAUGAAAAAAAUAUAUUAUUUAUUGAUAAUGUGCAAUAUGAUAAAACAAUUUGUGAGUAGAGAGUAAAAUUUUUCACCAAUCAGGAGCUUCGCAGUUCUUUCACAUUUUUUCUGAUAUUCAGUCCCCAGUUGUCACAUUAUAUGGGGUAAGUUGUCACAACAGACAAAUUUUCAAGGUAAAAAUAAUUAUUGAAACAUAAAUAGUUAUCAAAAAUAGAAUAAUAUUAAUUAUUUUAUAAAAUUAUUUAAUUUAAUAUUCUAACAGAAGUUGUGUUAAUAAAUUGCAAAAAUGACAAUAUAUUCACUACAUAUGACAACUUGCCCAAAGAAUGCAGUUGAACCUCUCAGUAUUCAAGACAAGGAAAAACAUAAGCAGAAUUCAAAUGGAAAUUGAAUUAAACAUUUUAGCAAGACAGACAUGAAUAAUGUAGGGGGAGAGGUGUUGACAGGUAUGGGGUAUGUGAUUCCCCACAUUUCAAUGAGCAAGCCCAACCAGAUUAUGGCAGAACCAAAAUCAAAAAGUCUUAUAAAGUGUGUUAUUUAUUGAAUUCUGGGAAUUGUUUGUCAUGUUAAUGUAAAUUACGCAUAUGCCAUUAUGCAUGCUAUGUUGUGGAAGAGUUCUUGUGCUUUAAAUGUCAGGUAUGACAUGUGACAGCAGAUGUUUUGAUGUGGAACUUAAUCAAAAAAUUUGAGAGCUUGCUUGCAUGUUUGUAACCUUGAAUUCUUGGGAUAUCAAAAGUCCGAAGGCAUUCAGGUAGUGCCACAGUUGGGGUGGUGCUAGAGGAAGUAGGAUGUUGCCUUUAAAAGUCUUUAACAGUACUACUGUUUACCUCAAAAGAAAUAAGUAAAAGGAAAACGACGAUGAAGAGAUGAAGUCUUUGUCUUAAAACUGUAGGAUGCAAAUUCUGACUGAUGGAAUCAUUGGGAAUUGACUUUAAAUGUGCCACUAUAUUGUAAGUGUGUUUUGUUUUGUUUUGAUUUGUUUUGUUAUAUCCUGAUCAUUUUACUUUAUUUGUUAUUCUGAUCAUAUGUGCAUUUUCCCUCUUCAGAAGGUUUAUUAAAGAUUUAUUUAUUAUAUAUAGAAAUAUAGAUAUUGUUUAUAGUGUUUGGUGAGUGUAAAGGGGCUUGGAAAACUACUUUUAAUUUUUGUUGCAUGGGGUCUUUAAAAUGCACUAAUGCCUGUUAAUAUUAAAUUCAAAACAACUGUUCUGAGGGAAAAUAUUCAGGGGCAUAAAACUUACUCUUACUAAUGUUUUAUUUAAAUUCUUUGCAACAGUGGACAUUUGGCAGCGUCAGGCAUAUUGUUCAGGCAUUGUGUUUUCGUAGAAAGAGACUCAAAAACUCUGAUUCAAGGGUUUGUUAAUGCAUUUCCCUAUAUUUUAUGAAUAUUGGGCAUUGAUCAAAACAUUUUGCAGUGCAAUGUGUAUGGGCCCUUUUAUAUAUUUUCUAAAUGAGAGUUUUAAGCUCUUAUGAUAACAGGGCAGAGUAAGGAAUUAUUUUUCUAAAAACAAAUGUUGCACAAACAAAACAAAAAAAAAGAUUUAUAUACUAUUAAAGGUUUAUUCUAUUUAUAAGCAUUUUUACAGAGCACAGCCAUUACAAUAAUGAAUUCUAUGAUAUUUUUCUAUAGAAGUGCACAACUGUAUUUUGUCAAAAGUAGUAUAACUCUUUCAAGCCAUGUAUCGUACAUGACAUUAAACCUAUAUUUGAUUCAACAUCAUUUUUUAAUGUUGAGAAUCAACAAGAUGCAGGAAUUCUUCUUUGAACCAUUCUGUUACAUUAGAUAUUAUGAGCCCAUAUAGCCCCACGUGUUUCUGUAAUUUGAAAAGUUAUUUAUCUGUAUAAUAAAAAUUGUUAUGCCUUGUAAGUCUGGUCUCUUUAUCCCG
Messenger RNA from Myxocyprinus asiaticus (Chinese sucker), 4929 nucleotides. RefSeq names its product junctophilin 1a (gene jph1a). The transcript has 6 exons. NCBI's taxonomy places the organism in Eukaryota, Metazoa, Chordata, Actinopteri, Cypriniformes, Catostomidae. The record is from RefSeq and is a predicted model, not a curated record. Gene Ontology annotation, cellular component: junctional membrane complex; plasma membrane; sarcoplasmic reticulum. The coding region runs from base 231 to 2255 and encodes 674 amino acids.